AUGGGCGGCGGGGCUCGGGAGCUGGCCGGGUACCUGGCGGCCCUGGCCGGCUGGGUGGCAGCGCUGGCGGCCGCCGUGCUGCCGCACUGGAGGCAGAGCUCGUACGCCGGGGACGCCAUCAUCACGGCCGUGGGGCUCCAUGAGGGGCUGUGGAUGAGCUGCGCUGCCCAGAGCACCGGGCAGGUCCAGUGCCGCCUGCACGACUCACUGCUCUCGCUCGAAGUUCACAUCCAGACUUGCCGGGCUCUCAUGGUCAUUUCUCUCCUCCUGGGCUUCUUUGGCAUCAUCGUGAGCGUGGUGGGCAUGAAGUGCACGAAAGUUGGGGAGGAGGAUCCUGUCACCAAGAGCCGCAUAGCUGUUGCUGGAGGUGUCCUCUUUGUUCUCUCUGGUCUGUGCACAUUGGCUGCAGUGUCCUUGUAUGCAACACAGGUGACCUAUGAGUUCUUCAGAGAGAGCACCAUCCCCAUCAACGCUAGGUACGAAUUCGGCUCUGCUCUCUUCGUGGGCUGGGGGGCCGCCAGCCUCUCCAUGUUGGGGGGGUCCCUCCUGUGCUGCUCCUGCCCUGCCAAGGAGCGCCGAGGACAGCAGUACCACCGGCAGCCACAGCCCUCCACGGCCCGGGAGUAUGUCUGAGCCCAGCCCUGCCCUCCUGCUGCACAGUGCCUCUCUCCCUCCCAAAAAUAGGCAAGACCCUGGUGCUCCCACCCUGCCUGGACCCUGAAUGCCCCGUGAGACCUUUCUCCUCCUCAUCUUCCAGGUUUCAGCAGAGUUUUCAGUGCCAGCCUCUGAAAUAGAGGCUUUAAGUGUCACACCUCAGUGUUCUCAGCUGGGCGGGGUGGCACCCCCAGCCUGGCAUUGUGGUCAGGCUGAGUCUGUCCGUCUG
Messenger RNA from Oenanthe melanoleuca, 883 nucleotides. It is a transcript of the gene CLDN19, whose product is annotated as claudin 19. The record is from RefSeq and is a predicted model, not a curated record. Gene Ontology annotation, molecular function: structural molecule activity. Gene Ontology annotation, biological process: cell adhesion; bicellular tight junction assembly. Gene Ontology annotation, cellular component: bicellular tight junction; plasma membrane. Lineage: Eukaryota; Metazoa; Chordata; Aves; Passeriformes; Muscicapidae.